AUGUCUCUCAGAAGCUCACCAAAUGAGCUUCUUAUCGAUAUCGCCGAGUACUUAGACGAAAUUCCCGACUUGUGUGCACUAUCCGCCUCUUGCCUCCGCCUCCACUACGUCGCAAAUCCAAUUCUCUAUUCUCUCGCUUCCAACAAAAGAAGAUAUAAGCACCUCCUUUGCUGGGCCAGCGAAAAUGGCCAACUUGGCGUUGUAAAAAAGCUUCUUGUGGCGGGAUUCAACCCGAAUAUCGCCGCGAUAUUCGAACCGGUUGAGCGAGUGAAAUUCGAUAAAUUGGAGGUAACGGGUAGAUACGAACUUGGUUCCGCAGACCCCUUUCGCCUGCACGUUUAUCGUCAUGAUUUCGAGAGUGGCGGCUUUGACAAAAAAAGCCCUUCUUGGGAUCCCAUUUCAGGCUUUGAGACACAGUGUAGGUUCAUGACCCGGAACCCGUUUUGGUUUCCACUUCACGCUGCCGCCAGCUCUGGAUCUGUUGAGAUUAUCAAGGUCCUUAUUAAGCACGGCGCCUACUUAAACCCACCAUCUAGGAGGCUUGUGUCGUGCGAGGAUAGUCCACGCCAUAAUGAAAAAUCGGGGUAUCGGACGGUGAGACGACUCCUAGAAGCUGAUCCGCCCGUCCCUGUUGAUGUGCAGAACGAGUACUAUGCGACCCCGAUAAUGUGGGCACUUGGUACAGCACAUAGUAUCCCAAUGAUGAAAUACUUAAUUCAACAUGGCGCUAAGCUUGAUAUACAUUCUACUACCCGCUGUAAUCCACAACCAACGGCUCUUCUUCAGGCUUGCUACAACCAUUGGCACAUGGAUGCCGCUUUCCUUAUUGACCACGGGGCCAACAUCCACCCUGUUUCGCCUGAUUGGCCUUCCGCAUUAGACCAAUGCCUCACUUCGACCAGGGGAUAUAUUGCCACAACUGAUUACGGAGCAAAACCCGUGACGCCCCCAGAAGAAUAUGAUCCGUGUACCAAUCUCGAAGAAGAUGCUACCUUGACCCGCAUGGUUGAACUCAUCAAGAAGUUAGUCGACAAAGCACAUCUGGAGCCAGUAGUAGACACCUUACUGGCACACGGGGCCCGAAUCGAUGAAGAAAGUGAUGACGGCAUGUCCCCAUUAAAAGCUGCGCUUUACUCUACGGAUGUGCCGUGGGCUGAUGACAUGUAUGACACCGUUGAUAGUCUUCUUCGGCAUGGCGCGGAUCCCAACAAAGCGAAUAAAUUUGGUCAAACACCCCUAAUGUACAUCUGUAGCUGUACUUCGCGUCAUAUGAGCGAACUGCGGCAGGUGGAUAUGUUGAUCAACUAUGGCGCAGAUAUCAACCUCAACCCUCUAAAUGAGGAUUCAUUUGCGUCACAACGCAGGGAAGAGUGCCCACUAUCACCUCUUGAAACCGCAUUCUAUAAUGCUAAGUACAAGCUUUGCCAAUAUCUCGGAGACGAGGGAGCAGUGAUUUCAAAUCACGGGCCCGGUUAUAUUGGCAUGCUCGAACAUCUUGUACGCAAACAAGAUUCCGAAAUGAUCUAUGAGUUUCAGUUAUACUGUGACGACCCACAUGAUUACGUGGAAGAUUGGGGAGAUUCUUGGUAUGGUUUUAACUGUCUACUAGACAUCGACUAUUCCGGAUACCUUACCAAGGACCCGAAGGCUCUGUGGCUGGCUACUUCAUUAUAUUACUUCCCGUUGGCUAAAAUACUUCUCGAUGCCGGCGCCUCCGACAUCACAUGGACCUCAGAGGAUGGGCAGACAUAUAAGUGAAUUUGGU
Messenger RNA from Hypoxylon trugodes, 1765 nucleotides. RefSeq names its product ankyrin. Lineage: Eukaryota; Fungi; Ascomycota; Sordariomycetes; Xylariales; Hypoxylaceae. The transcript has 4 exons. The record is from RefSeq and is a predicted model, not a curated record. Gene Ontology annotation, molecular function: protein binding. Gene Ontology annotation, cellular component: nucleus; cytoplasm. Bases 1 to 1758 code for a protein of 585 amino acids.